Phragmites australis (common reed) is the source of this 1399-nucleotide messenger RNA. RefSeq names its product succinate dehydrogenase [ubiquinone] flavoprotein subunit, mitochondrial-like. Gene Ontology annotation, molecular function: flavin adenine dinucleotide binding; succinate dehydrogenase (quinone) activity; electron transfer activity. The record is from RefSeq and is a predicted model, not a curated record. Gene Ontology annotation, biological process: mitochondrial electron transport, succinate to ubiquinone. The coding region runs from base 663 to 1256 and encodes 197 amino acids. NCBI's taxonomy places the organism in Eukaryota, Viridiplantae, Streptophyta, Magnoliopsida, Poales, Poaceae. The transcript has 8 exons.
AAUUGUUGUCAUGGUCUUUGCCUAGUUUGCCUCCAUGGUUCUCUUUUCAGAUGAUCAAAAUGUAAAACUCAUUGUGCAUGUAAAGAAAAUUUAGUAGUCCUGUAGGAGAUGCAUAAGGCUCACAGCCUUUCCUAGAUGGCUAAAAUCCUGGACUUUGAUCUACGCUGGUUAAUGAUGAUGCGUGUUUUUUGGGGGUCGUGUAUUGCUGGAGAAUGUUCUAUGAGUUUUAGUUGUGCACUAUUAACACAGACGGUUGCGGGGAGGUAUAAAUGCUGAUUUUGGCAACAUGUCUGAAGAUGACUGGAGAUGGCAUAUGUAUGAUACAGUCAAAGGAAGUGACUGGCUGGGUGACCAAGAUUCUAUUCAGUAUAUGUGCAGAGAGGCACCGAAAGCUGUUAUAGAGCUUGAGAACUACGGCUUACCGUUUUCCAGAACUGAAGAUGGAAAAAUAUAUCAACGCGCUUUUGGUGGCCAAAGCUUGGUUUCGGAAAAGGUGGGCAGGCCUAUCGAUGCGCAUGUGCAGCUGAUAGAACAGGGCAUGCUAUGCUACACACACUUUAUGGCCAAGCAAUGAAGCACAACAUUCAAUUUUUUGUUGAAUAUUUUGCGUUGGACCUUAUCAUGACAAUGAGGGCACCUGCCAAGGGGUAAUUACAGUAAACAUGGAGGAUGGUACUCUUCAUCGUUUCCGUUCUACAAAUACAAUUCUAGCCACAGGAGGUUAUGGUAGAGCCUACUUCUCAGCUACUUCAGCCCACACAUGUACUGGCGAUGGUAAUGCUAUGGUUGCACGUGCUGGAUUACCCCUUCAGGAUCUUGAGUUUGUGCAGUUCCAUCCUACGGGCAUUUACGGUGUGGGAUGCCUGAUAACAGAAGGUUCCAGGGGUGAAGGUGGUAUUCUUAGGAACAGUGAAGGUGAGAGGUUUAUGGAACGAUAUGCUCCAACUGCUAGAGAUCUUGCAUCUCGUGAUGUUGUUUCAAGAUCGGUGACGAUGGAAAUUAGGGAGGGCCGUGGCGUAGUAGCACUUUCAUUUGGGGAGAGCAGCAGCCAUGUCAAUCUCUUGCACCAGAAGCUUUCGGUUGGGUCGAGUGGGAGGAUUGACUUGGAAGAGUCACACAUCCAUGACAUGACCUGGCUGCACUUGCAUCCGCAGUUCACCCCUUCACAAGCAAAGCAGAAACAGAGACAUGGAAUUUGCAUUUGGAUUCUCUCUAGGAUCGGUUGUAGCUUUUGUUUAGGUGACGAUCUCUUUUGACCAUGGUGUGGAUUUGUAGAAAACGUAAAGCACCUUACUGUGACAUUGUGGUGGCAAGUGUAGGUCAUGACAUUUGUUUUUUUUUUCUUGAAUGAAUUUAAUAUUUUUCCAAAAAGUUACCAAGAGAAGAUACGUUAAAUGCA